UAAUUAUAAUCAAAUGAGUAAUGAAUUGCAAACUUUAUAUACAAUCUGUAGUUUGGUUUUCAUUGAUGUCAUAAUUAAUUGACUAUUAAUUAGUUUUUAUAAUAAUUAUUAUUUUUCAGACAUAAAUUCAUUAUUAUUUGUUACAAUCAAUUGUCGUGUCAUUGCUUUCAUUCACAACUACGACAACAACAAUAACAACAACAACGACGACAACAGUCAAUGUGCGACACAACGACAGCAACAAUAAUAACCACAACAAGACUCAGACGACAAUCACAAGUGUACUAAAUGUCAGCACAAGUCAACGGUAGAGAAGAUAAUCAAAAUUUGUUUCAAUUUGAGCAAAGGCCAGCCAUUGCCGCCGCUGUUGUCGAUACCAAUUUGGUGACACUGAUGAACGCACAGACAAUGGCCAACAAUGGUGGAGGCGAUCAUCCGUUGCCACAGUCAUCCAUAUCAUCGCCGCCCCCGUACUCUACAGUUCCGGGCACUGUUCCUCUCUAUAUGUCCCGAACUGCUGGUCCGCCGCCGUCCUAUGACGACGUUAUCAAUCCCGAAGCCCCUCCCCCAUCAUACCAGUCCCUGUUUGGUCAGGUCCGAGAGGCCCGCAAGUCGGCUAACGGUGUACUGGACUUUCUACGCAAAUUAAUGCUUAUUGUCAUCGGAACUCUUGGCUGCACAAUGAUUAUUGGCUUUACACUUGUGAUACCAUUAUCUAUGAUAAUCGUUGGCACCAUCUAUAUGAAUGACUGUCGCAUCGAGAAUAUACCAGAAUUUUUGUUCAUCGGUGGUAUGGUCUGGAUAUUCAAGAAUCUGAUGAACGUCUGGUCACAAUGUAAGAGGUCUUCUAUUGAAACGGAAGCCGAGGCAGCGCUUCGCUAUAAACGACACGAAUCUCUGCUCAACUGUUUUCUCUUUGGAUGGUUUGUCGCCGGCUGUGUUAUAGUCUACCGUUCCUAUCUACCCGACUUUGAAGACAAAAAUAGUGCGCGAUAUUGUAACCGAUCGGCCUAUUUGUUUGCCUUUUGGUUGGUAACGUCGACCUUCAUUUUGUUUGCCACUUUCAUGACCUGUCUGUGCGGACUAACAAUGUCGGCCAUAUUUGCCAACACCAAUGCGGACAACGAGCCACAGAUCAAUGACAAUGCCUGACCCACACUAGCGUUCACACACACACUCAGUGAUGACUAUUCAUUCAAUUGAAUUUUUUGUGAUAAUAAUAAAUGAAUACAUCUCGGAAUCUGAUUUAUAUAAAGACAAAACACAUAUAUAAACGAUGUUUUUUAA
This is a messenger RNA of Oppia nitens, 1287 nucleotides long. RefSeq lists its product as uncharacterized. Lineage: Eukaryota; Metazoa; Arthropoda; Arachnida; Sarcoptiformes; Oppiidae. The coding region runs from base 289 to 1152 and encodes 287 amino acids. The transcript is spliced from 5 exons. The record is from RefSeq and is a predicted model, not a curated record.